This is a messenger RNA of Scaptodrosophila lebanonensis, 1055 nucleotides long. RefSeq names its product alpha-ketoglutarate-dependent dioxygenase alkB homolog 4. The transcript has 4 exons. Lineage: Eukaryota; Metazoa; Arthropoda; Insecta; Diptera; Drosophilidae. Bases 13 to 945 code for a protein of 310 amino acids. Gene Ontology annotation, biological process: oxidative demethylation. Gene Ontology annotation, molecular function: demethylase activity; oxidoreductase activity. The record is from RefSeq and is a predicted model, not a curated record.
UUAAAAUACGGGAUGAAUACCAUACGGCCUUGCGGCUGCAAGGGUGUACGGACCUGUCUCACCUGCGAGCAGGACUUUCGGAUAGAAAAACCCUCGCUGCAACAGCAAUUUCAACAGCUGGAGCCUUGGUCUUAUUGCACGCAAUGCCAAUGCCUGUACGCCGGCUGGGACGUCGGCGCGGUGCAGUCCCAACACAAUGCGCACGAUAAAUCCAAGGGAUUGGCGCUUCCCGGCGUGCUGGUGCAGGAGCAGUUUCUGAGCGAACAUGAGGGCGCGCAAUUAAUGCGCGACUUGGAUGCCCUGCCUUGGGCAGUCUCGCAAAGUGGGCGCCGCAAGCAAAACUUUGGCCCCAAAACGAACUUUCGGAAACGAAAAUUACAGUUGGGUGCAUUCACAGGAUUCCCGGCCAGCACGCAAUACGUGCAGCAGCGUUUUGCGAAUGUGCCGCUGCUACACAACUUUCAGACUAUCGAGCAGUGCUCGCUGGAGUACGAGCCCAGCAAAGGGGCGAGCAUAGAUCCCCACGUGGAUGAUUGCUGGAUAUGGGGGGAACGUGUGGUCACUGUCAACUGCCUUGGCGAUGCUGUACUGACGCUGACAGUCUAUGAACCACAGCAGGUCAGCAAAUACAAUUUAGAUCAAGUCCGAGAAUAUGAGCAGAGCUUGCUGGCGCCGCUGCUGCCCGAGCGCGAAUUGGCGGCUUACAAAGGGAAAGUGCUUCGCAUACCAAUGCCCAAUCUGUCGCUCAUUGUUCUCUAUGGCCCCGCACGCUAUCAAUUCGAACACGCAGUGCUGCGCGAGGAUGUGCGAGAGCGACGUGUUUGCAUUGCCUACAGAGAGUUCACGCCCAUGUAUAUUGAUGGCAAGGAUAAGCCGCAGGGCGAUGGUGUGCGAGCGAAAUCUAUGGUGUUUUGGCGAGUGCCAGAGUCAAUAAACGUGCAAUGAAGUUUGGCUUUAAUGGGCUUUAAAGUUGGUGCUAUUUGCAUUGAGAUAAUGCUGCGUUCCAAGCUACUGAGUCUGCUGCCACGUGCCGCCGAUGCCACAAGAUGCAUGUC